Molecule: messenger RNA, 1074 nt
Organism: Kogia breviceps (pygmy sperm whale)
Lineage: Eukaryota; Metazoa; Chordata; Mammalia; Artiodactyla; Physeteridae
Source: RefSeq, a predicted model, not a curated record
AUGGCUUUAACCCAGUUGCCAUGUUUGCUGGUCCUGGCUUCGUCCCUCUGGGGUGGAAACCGGAAAAUUCUCAGGAUAGCAUGUACCUCCAAUAUUGUAAAGUCUGCCAAGCGUACGAGGCACCACGGUCACAUCAUUGCAGAAAGUGUAACAGCACCACUGCGCUGUACUCAUGCUGCCUCUGUUUUUGUUAGGACAAUGUAUACACAGCUGUAUAAUCUGCUCUCCUGUGCGUGGAACACGGUAAAGAUUGAUGUGAGUGCCGCCCGGAGAGACCCUCUUCCGACUAUUCCGUGUGGAUUAGCUGCAUUUGCUGCCACCUUGUUUGCCUUGGGAUUAGCUUUAGGAACAAACAUAGCUGUUGGCAUGCUGGCUUUUAUCCAGAUGAAAAUAAUUCUCAGGAACAAAACUUCUAUUGGAUCAUGGAUUGAAGAGAAGGCUAAAGAUCGAAUUCAAUAUUAUCAACCAGAUGAAGUCUUUGUUUUUCCUUAUGAUACGGGAAGUAGAUGGAAGAACUUUAAACAGGUUUUUACGUGGUCAGGGGUCCCCAAAGGAGAUGGACUGGACUGGCCAAUAAGAGAAGGCUGUCACCAGUACAGCUUAACAGUAGAACCGUUGAAACAAAAAGCAGAUAAAAGAGUCAGAAGUGUUCAGUAUAAAGUAAUGGAAGAUUAUAGUGGUACCUGCUGUCCUUUGAAUAGAGGAAUCAAAACCUUCUUCACGAGCCCCUGCACUCAAGAGCCUCGGAUAAGGCUACAGAAAGGGGAGUUCAUUUUAGCCACAAGAGGCUUACGAUACUGGCUGUAUGGGGAUAAAAUUCUUGAUGAUUCCAUUAAAGAAGGCGUUUCAAGAGUAAGAGGAUGGUUCCCUAGAAACUGUGUAGAAAAGUGUCCCUGCGAUGCUGAAACAGAUCAAGCCCCAGAGGGUGAGAAGAAAAAUAGAGAGCCACUACUAAACAUUAAUGGGGACACGCCGCCGCCGCCGCCUACGAAGCUUUCAAGCAGUGGGAUCCGCCAGGGGAAGAACUACCUGGAGGCUGCUUCCUACUCCAUCGUCACCCGGCCGUUCCCUUGA